Molecule: messenger RNA, 1257 nt
Organism: Nylanderia fulva
Lineage: Eukaryota; Metazoa; Arthropoda; Insecta; Hymenoptera; Formicidae
Source: RefSeq, a predicted model, not a curated record
AUGUUGGACGACGAGGGCACCCUGCGAGUCAGCGGGCGUCUGAAACACGCAAUUUUGGAUGCCGAUCAACGUCAUCCUGCCAUCCUACCGCCGCAGUCUCACCUGACGCACCUGGUGGUUGACGCCGCCCACAGGCGAACACUUCACGGCAAAGUCCAGGCCACCUUGGCUCAUAUCAGGCAGCGUUUUUGGAUUCCGCGAGGACGUCAAGUGGUUCGCAGCCACAUUCACAGUUGCCCCCCGUGCAUCCGAUGGCGGGCGGCCACUCCACGGCCGAAGAUGGGCGACCUGCCAAGAGCGCGCGUCACUCCGAGCCGCCUAUUCCAGCACACCGGCGUGGACCUCGCCGGCCCGGUGUGGCUUCGAACGACGAGAGGCCGAGGACACAAGGCCUACAAGGGUUUUUUGGUGGUAUUCGUUUGUUUUAGCUCCCGAGCCGUACAUCUUGAAGCUGUCAGCGACUACACCGCCGAGGCCUUCCUAGCGGCCUUUCGUCGGUUCGUGUCCCGACGAGGGUUGUGCACAGUCGUGUAUAGCGACUGCGGCACUAACUUUGUGGGCGCGGACCGACAGCUUAAGGCCCUCUUCAAGGCUGCUGGCCGUGAGAUCCAGACUAUUGUUGGGCACCUGGCAGACCGAGGAGUGCGGUGGAGCUUCAAUCCACCGGCAGCUCCACAUUUUGGCGGCCUGUGGGAAGCGGCGGUCAAGGCGGUUAAACACCACCUGAGACGCACCAUCGGCGAGGCCAGACUGACCUUUGAGGAACUGUCGACGUUCCUCACAGAGGUUGAGGCCUGCCUCAAUUCUAGGCCGCUCGAAGCCUUGACGGAUGACCCUGACGACCUCCGUGCCCUGAUGCCUGGGCAUUUCCUGGUGGGAAGCCCUCUUCUCGCCAUCCCGGAGCCGUCACUCCUGGACUCAUCAGCCAACCGGCUGAAUCGGUGGCGUCUCCUGCAGCAGAUGCGGGAUCACCUGUGGCAGCGGUGGACCCGCGAGUAUCUACAGCACCUCAGCCCGCGGCCCAAAUGGUGGGCCACUCGUGGAGCUAUUCUCGAGGGCCAGUUGUGUCUGGUCAAGGGCGAGAAUACCCCGCCGUGCCGGUGGCCGCUUGCUCGGGUCACGCGCGUGCACCCCGGCAUGGACGGGGAGAUACGUGUGGUGGACGUCCGCACGUCCGUUGGCGAGUUGACCCGGCCAGUGGUUAAAAUCGUACCACUGCCGACGGCUGCCGCCAAGGACCCAGGGCCACCCGCGUAA